Molecule: messenger RNA, 2202 nt
Organism: Adineta steineri
Lineage: Eukaryota; Metazoa; Rotifera; Eurotatoria; Adinetida; Adinetidae
Source: the annotation of a GenBank genome assembly
AUGUCUUGGUUAUUAAAACAAGCAGAAGAUAUUCUCAAUCGUGUUGAUCAACAAACAAAUGCAGCAAUUAAUCAACAUGCUAUAAAACCAACAUCACAACAAUCAAAUGAAGAAUCAGCAUUAGAUUCUUCUCCAUUAAAUACAUCAAAUAAAUCAACUUCAAAUUCAAAUUCAAUAAAUCGAUUAAACACUGGCAAUCGUCGUUCGAAAAAAACAAACGAUACCGAUCUUAUCGACUAUCUUAAUACUCCAACAUCAGUAAAUAAUAAAAAUAAUCGUAAUGCACCAUUGAACAAUGUAUUCAAUGAUACAACACGUACUUCUAGUUCACCUAACAUGCUUGUUGAUGAUAUAUCAGAAACUACGGAACAAUCUUCAUCAAAAUCAGCUUCAAAUACACCACGAUCAAUAACACCUGCCGUACAAUAUCAAGAUGAAGAUGAAGGUCUUGUUCUAAAUGUUCCAUCAACACAAGACACACCUAAUAAUAACACUGAUAUUGAUUCAAAUCCAUCAUCAAGCCUUAAAGAUGAAAUUAUUACUUCACUUCAAACUGAAAUUCAAACUUUGAUGCGUGAUAAACGUCAAUGUGAAAAUGAUUUACAAACAUAUAAACGUCAACAGAUUCAACAUCAACAUCAGAUAGCAGAAUCUGAUGCAUUAUUACGUGAUUUACGUUCACGUGAUACAGAUGCAUCUGAAGCAUUAUCUGCAAAAGAUUCUCAAAUAGCAUUACUUCGUAUUCGUUUAGCUGAAUCCGAUGAGUUAGCCAAAACAAAAAAUUCUCAAUGUGAACAAUUACAAAGUCAAUGUGCACGUAUACUACAAGAUCAUACAGAUUCAUCUGGUAUACAAUCACAAGCAUUUGAUUCUUUACAAUCACGUAUAACACAAUUAGAACAAGAAGUACAACAACGUUCAAAUGAAAAUGAACGUCUUAUUGAAGAAAAACAUUCAUUCGAAAAACGUUCAAAUGAUGAACGACAACAAUUACUUGAACAACUAAAAGCAGCUGAAAAACGUUUAAAUGAUGAACGUUUUCAAAUUCAUGAACAACAACAACAAACAAAACAUGCCAAAAAUUUAAUUCAUCAAUUAGAACAAGAUAUGAACGAUUAUAAAGCUAAAGCACAAAGAAUUUUACAAACAAAAGAUAAAUUAAUUGUUAAACUUAAAGAAAUUGUACAACAUAGAACUAACACAUCUUCAAGUGGAGAUCAAUCUGACGCGGAUUUACUUAGUACCAAUGACGAUUCAAGUCUUAUGGAUGUUAAUCUUGUUGGUAGUUCACCUAUAUCAUCAUCAACACCUUCUAAUUGGGCCUAUGUUCAAUAUGAAGAAAUAAAAGUUGAAAAUGAAUUAUUCAAACAAGAAUUACAAGCACGUGAAGUAACUAUUCAUACACUACGUAGUGAACUUCAAGAAGCUGAGUCACUUACUCAACAUGCUGAUGAUCAAUUAUAUGAACAAACAAAUCAUUUAAAUGAACAAUUAAAAGAAGAACGUGCACGUUUAGCAUUAGCUGAACAAGAUUAUCGUAAAUUAAAACAAGAAUUAACUUAUAUGCAUGAAGAAUCUCAUAAACAAAAACAAACGCAUUUAACACAAUUAAAUGAACGUGAACGUGAAUUGGAACGUCUUCGUUUACAAUUAACAGCUAAAUCAAUAAAUCAUGUUAAUGAUGAUGAAUUAGAAAAACGUUUACAAACAUUAACUGAAUCUUUAAUACAUAAACAAACAAUUAUUGAAACAUUACAAACAGAUAAAAGUUCUUUAACAAUGCAAUUAGAACGUUUAGAGAAGCGUUUAGAUGAUUAUGAGAAAAUUUCUUCAACAACAACAACAAAUAAUUCUCUACAACAAUCAUCAAAACGUUUUCAAACAGGAACAUCAGUAGCAAUUGAUAUGGAUACUAAUGGAAUAUAUGAUAAUGAUCAUGAGGAUAAUCUUCGUUAUCGAAUACCAUUAUUACGUGAAACACCAUAUGAUCCUGAUAUAGCAAAAAAAGUUAAACGAGCUGCUAAUGAAAUUGAUAAACUUGGUAUUCGUUUGGGAAUAUUUUUAAAACGUUAUCCAGCUGUUCGUCUUGGUGUAUUUUUUUAUGCUAUACUUCUUCAUUUAUGGACAUUGAUUGUACUUUUUACAUAUACACCAGAAGUUCAUGGAAAUAUGCAUCCACUUGAUAUGUCACAUAAAUCUUAA